Molecule: messenger RNA, 1030 nt
Organism: Populus trichocarpa (black cottonwood)
Lineage: Eukaryota; Viridiplantae; Streptophyta; Magnoliopsida; Malpighiales; Salicaceae
Product: transcription factor bHLH113
Exons: 7
Coding region: 247-783 (178 amino acids)
Biological process (GO): regulation of transcription by RNA polymerase II
Cellular component (GO): nucleus
Molecular function (GO): protein dimerization activity; RNA polymerase II cis-regulatory region sequence-specific DNA binding; DNA-binding transcription factor activity, RNA polymerase II-specific
Source: RefSeq, a predicted model, not a curated record
AGGAAAGAUGCAUCCUUAUUUGUGCAAAAAAGAUUAGGCCCACCUCUUGUUAAUGUUGCUUUCUGAUUUCCUUUUAGCAAAAAUGUCCAUGGUACUAGCUUUUAUUUGGACUCCAAAGUCUUCAAUGAUGGCCACCAGCUACGAGAUGGAGGCUUCUGUAUUCCUUAUCAAUCCCUUGCUAGCUAUCAACCAGUGGCAGGCUAUCAAUCUGUAUCCUCUACCUGCAGCAACAUCCCACAGCAGUCAAUGCUAUUGAGCAAGGGAGUCUCUAUUACAGAGGUUCAAAUGGCCAUGCAAAUGAGGAAAAGGUCAAUUGAUGAGCUUACAAACCUACUACCCCAAAGAGAACCUAGCGAUCUCAUUGAAAACAAGACUGCUUUGAGUACAUGGAAGACUAAUAAGAGAAAGAAGGCUAAUUCCCCUGAAGAACCAUGGAAUCACCAAGCCAGAGAAUCAAUCAGCAUCCAAGAGCAAAAGUUGCAGGUGCCUGUGAGGAGAAGCCAAAAGCUGAGUGACAAAAUCACAGCUCUUCAAAAGUUGGUCUCUCCAUAUGGCAAGGCAGACACUGCCUCUGUUCUACUAGAGGCUUCUCUUCACAUCAAGCUCCUUCAAGAGCAAAUCCAGAAUCUGUUUCAGAUGCUGACAAGCUCACGCAAUAGUACAAGACCUAUUCAACAGUCACAGGAAGCUGAUGGUGAACUGCGAGACCUACAAAGUAGAGGACUUUGCUUGGUUCCCAGAUCGUUUAUGCUGAAAAAUGACUCAGCAGCCAGACCAAGUUGAUCCUAAUUCUGAUCCAAGGAAGAUCGUCUAUGCCAUAAAUUCCUAGUUUCUGCCCCCAAUUACACAUAUUCAGCUUGACCUCAACACAGCAGAAUUUUCUUCUUAAUCCACUUUAAAGCUCCCAUUAUCAAGGAAACUAGUCGCUUUCAUACUUAAGGGCACCAAUUUUGAUUGGUAUUUGGUGGGAUAUUUAGUUUUUUGUUAUGUUUGGGGACUUGACCUAUAAAGAGAUCUGAUUUCUUGUUCA